AUGGUGUCACCCUACACCUUACCGCUGUUCCUCGUGCUCUCUUCAUAUACCCAGCUCGUUACAGGCCAGGCUGCCGCCGCCGCGGCCUACGCUCCCGUCGUGACAACAUGCCCUACCACACCGCUCGUCCGCAACGCAGGAACAGGCAGCUCCCAGGCUCUAAGUCCUUCCGAAUCUGUAUACAUUUCCUCCCGUCAGUCAUUGAUCCUACCUGGCGCCUGGGAAGCCUACCUCUCCAACGUCCAGGCCAGUCUUCCGGGACAGAACGCUACGUCCCUUCCCCAAUACGUCUCUGAUAUUCUCAGCGGCGCAUCGAAUACCUCAGGCUAUCCGACGCUCGGCAUCGCAACCAGUGGCGGAGGUUACCGCGCUGCCAUCGUCGGUGCGGGAAUCCUCAACGCCCUCGAUGGGCGAAACGCAUCCUCAGCUGCUGUCGGUACUGGCGGCGUACUUCAGGCGGCUUCGUAUCUUGCCGGACUGUCCGGCGGCUCAUGGCUCGUUACCUCGCUCGCCCAAGCAGACUUCCCAACAAUCCCCGACCUUGUCUUUGGCUCGCCUCAAGUGAGGGGGGUAGGCGACUUUGGUGGUUGGCUGGCGAACAUCAGUCUCGAGAUACCAACCAAUGACACGCUCAUCGAUCUUGCGUACACCUCUGACCUCUUGACGGAAGUGUCUGGCAAGCUUCUUGCAGGUUUCCCUGUCAGUUUCACGGACAUCUGGGCGCGCGUUCUCUCGAGACAUUUUGUGAAUGGCACCAGUGCCGCAGCAUUCUUUGACUCAUCGCUCGAGCAUGGUGCUGGGAUAACGUUCUCUUCCAUCGCGAAUGUUUCCACAUUUAGGUCCUUCCUGCAGCCGUUCCCUAUUAUCACGGCUGAUACAUUAUCUCCGUACGAGAACACGUCCACGUACUUUGACGGUAUCGACAUAUUCGUCCCUCUCACGAACCCUAUCUAUGAGUUCAACGUCUAUGAAAUGGGAUCGUUUGACCCAACGCUCGCGGCAUUCACUCCAAUGCAAUACCUUGGUUCGACAAACGAGUUGUUCUGUGUGACGGGUUUCGAUCAAGCCUCAUUCAUGAUGGCGACCUCUGCAAGCAUCUUCAACACAUUCAAUCUCACGGUUCGCUCUCACGUUGUUUGCAAUUCGUCCCUCAUUGAGGAUUUCAUAUCACUUGUCGAGGCACACGACCAAAACGGCACGCUCUUAGAAUUUAUCGACACAGCACGUGUCCCGAACCCAUUCCAAGGCGUUGCGAAGGAGACGUUUAUCGAUACCAAUGCGACAGUGCUCACGCUGGUCGACGGCGGAGAAGAUGGCCUUAGCGUCCCGCUCACACCGCUGCUUGCCAAGGCACGGGGACUUGACGUGCUCAUCGCGAUUGACGUGGAUGCGGACACCUCAGAUGGCUGGGCUGCGGGCUCUACUCUUGUGGCCACUCAACAGCGCAGCUCGUAUUACCCUUCGGCGUAUCCCUUCCCGCAUGUACCCGCCUCCACGGACAUAUUCCUCGCGGAGGGCCUUGCGCUACACCCGACGUUCUUCGGCUGCAACGACUCGUCUACGCCAUUCCUGAUCUACUUCGCCAACGGCGGCCCGCCGCUCGGCCAGGCGCCGCUGACAAACACGUCCGCAGACCAGGUCGUGUACGCCGCCGACGAGAUCGACGGGAUGCUCUCACAGGCGUUUGACAUCGCGACGCAAGGCAUCCCGCUGGAGGUCAAUGGGGCACCGGUGAAGGACCUGGAGUGGCCGGCGUGUCUCGCGUGCGCGCUCGUCGAUCGUGCCAGGAGCAGAGCGGAGAUCGAGAGGGCUGGAGUAUGUGUGACCUGUAUGGAGAGGUACUGCUGGAGUUAG
Postia placenta MAD-698-R-SB12 is the source of this 1854-nucleotide messenger RNA. RefSeq lists its product as hypothetical. Gene Ontology annotation, biological process: glycerophospholipid catabolic process. The record is from RefSeq and is a predicted model, not a curated record. Gene Ontology annotation, molecular function: A2-type glycerophospholipase activity. Lineage: Eukaryota; Fungi; Basidiomycota; Agaricomycetes; Polyporales; Adustoporiaceae. Gene Ontology annotation, cellular component: cytosol. Bases 1 to 1854 code for a protein of 617 amino acids. The transcript is spliced from 6 exons.